CUAAAAGCGAACAGGAGGAACAAGGUUAAGCGGAGGAAACGCCUCGGGAGGUCAGCAAUACGAUGGUCUCGACCCGUUUUCGGCCUGCCGAACUCCAAAACGGACGCCCAGCUCGACCCCACUGGCCGCUCCGGGACGCCGAAAGCACCGACCACGGCGGGCAUGUGGAAACCGGUGGGCACCGGUGGAAUUGUUUUUCUUAGAUUCCCGAACCUGGGUGAAUCUCCGAAGAUCUCCGAACCUGGGGAAUAGACAUGAAUAGACUUCCCGAACCAGCCCUUACGGACCUCAUUUGACGGGAUCAGAGGACACCAGUAAGGAAACAUGAGGUCAAGGACUAAGUUUCACUUGGCCUGACUGGACUUGUCGGGCGACAGGUCGUUGUUGCACCUCCACGGUCCCACAAGGUGGAACGGGUCGAAUCAGGAUGUCUGGAAUUCAACAGGUCGAAGCUCCGAGACGACGACGUCCCUCUUUUGAGGGAGACGAUGGUUUUCGAGAUGUAUUGGGGGUGAGACGGUGCCAGCGUCAGAGGUGUUUGAUGGUAUUUGGGUUUGCUGGAGUUUGAAGAAAAGGUGUGGUCAUUGCAACUGACCCCAGAAGGGGGGGUUUGCCUAAAGCCAUCAGAAACCAUCCAUUCUGUCCAAUCAAUCCUGCUAAAACGUCGGAUUUGGGGUGUUUUUGUUGCUCCAACGGUGGGUGCUGUGUUUUCGCAGUAGCUCCAGGUCCGACGCCUCAAGUACUCCAUCCUCGCGAUGAUCUUCUUCGCCAUCGGUCGGGCGGCAUGCGCCGUGGCGCUGGGCGCGGUGUCCUUCGACUUCUUCACGUUGCUGAACAUCUUCCUGAGCAUCACCAUGGGCACCUUCAUGCUGAAGGAUGAUGAGCAUUUGCAGAGGUUCUACGAGUGCUUGGCCCAGACGAUUUGCCAAGUGUGUGCGGAUGCCGGUCAGGGAGGAAUGCAAUGCUUGAUCCCCUUUAUGAUCAUGACCCUGCUGAAUGUGUUGAUUGACUUCUUUCAGCGCAUGCCCUUCCUCUCCAUCAUGCCCUAUGGCCUUUUCCUCGCUGGAUCCGAGCUUUCGCAGGCCUGUGCGGUCUACUUUGCUUGCUCCAUCUACCAGCAGAUCCGUGUCCCGCCCGGUGGCAUGGAGAUGGGUUUGAGCGGCGGCUACAACUACGACCGGGUGCAGCGGAGCGACGCGCCGGCGCAGCAGGGCUUCCACGACGCGCGGGCGGAGAGCACGCAGCCGGGCCACUUCGCCAUCUUCCAGGGACAGGGCCAAAGAUUGGGCUCCUGAGAUGGGCGAGCGAAGCACCGAAGAAGGGGGUUGAAGCCACGGUGGGACGCCUAGGGCGGCUCGCCAUGUGGCAGACAUGAAGAUUGAAGAUUCGUUGCGGUUGCUGAUCACUUCCCUGGAAGUUGGCCUCAACCCAAGUUUUAGGUUUGUACGCAGGAAGUUAGAGCUGUGAGAGCCGCAGACGACGGCAGCAGCGCUAAACAGAUCCAAUUCGACAAUAGACCCUGAGUUCAACACAAGCGGCGCACGCGGAA
Durusdinium trenchii is the source of this 1549-nucleotide messenger RNA. The record is from the annotation of a GenBank genome assembly. NCBI's taxonomy places the organism in Eukaryota, Dinophyceae, Suessiales, Symbiodiniaceae.